UUCCUGAAAUAGAAUCAUUGCCAUUACAAUGUUCGCUCUUCUUUCGAUUGCCCUCCUCUCCCUUCUUCUCCUCUUUAACCUCUCCUCCGCCUCCUACCAGCCCCAGCUCGCCACCAUCCCACCUUCAGGCCAUGACAAUAUUCACAUGGCCUGCAAGGCCUCACGCGACCCUCCUACAUGCCAAGCCUCCAUACUCCAUUCCAAUCACGUGCUCCCAAAUGCCACCCUUCUGCAGGUAAUUCAAUCCGCCUUGUGGGUUUCCUCGCGGAAUCUUAAUAAGGGACGGAAAUUGGUCCAUGAUAUCCUGGAGGCAUCGGCUGGUAACCAGAACCGUUCCAAUGUAGCCAAAGUUUGCGCUGAGGUGCUGUAUUACUCCAAGUACCGGACGAACAUGACGGCCCAGGCCCUUUCACGUCGCAAGAUCAAGGACGCGCGUGCAUGGAUGAGCGCUGCCUUGGGCUACCAGUACGCCUGCUGGGGAGGGCUGAAGCACGUGAACGAUUCAUCCCUGGUGGGGAAAACGAUGGCCUUCUUGCACUCCUAUUUAAUUCCGUCCUCUAGCAAUGCGCUUGGAAUGAUUGUAAAUUAUGAUCUCUUUGGUGAUCAAACCGGGCUUUGGGGCCUGCCCAAAACGGAGAGGGAUGGGUUCUGGGAAUCCGGGUCGUUUUCCUCUCGUUCCAAUCCAUCCGGCGGCGUGCCGACGGGGCUGAUAGCCAACGUGACGGUGUGCAAGGGCGGGCAUGGGUGCGAUUACGAGAGUGUGCAGCAGGCUGUGAAUGCAGCCCCAGACAAGUCGAAUAAGCAGUUCGUGAUAUUUAUAAAGAGCGGGGUAUAUGAGGAGACGGUUCGAGUGCCGAUGGGGAAGAGGAAUGUGGUGUUCUUGGGGGAUGGCAUAGGGAGAACUGUAAUUACAGGGUCCAUGAAUGUGGGGCAGCCGGGGAUGAACACCUACAACUCCGCCACGGUUGGUGUUGUUGGUGACAGAUUUAUGGCCAGCGGUGUCACUUUCCAGAACACAGCAGGCCCUAAUGCGAAUCAAGCAGUCGCCUUCCGAUCAGACAGUGAUCUUUCCGUCAUUGAAAAUUGUGAAUUCAUCGGCAAUCAAGACACCCUUCAUGCCAACAGCUUGCGGCAGUACUACAAGUCAUGCAACAUCCGAGGAAACAUUGAUUUCAUAUUCGGAAACUCAGCUGCAUUCUUUCAGGACUGCGUCAUUCUUGUGGAACCAGGAAAGAGUACUCAGAACAAGGUAGUCACCGCCAGCGGUAGAAACGAUCCCGCCCAGUCGACAGGGUUCGUCUUCCAGAACUGUGUGAUCAAUAGCACAGAUGCCUACAUGGAUUUGUAUCAUGGAAAGACGGACAUGCACAAGAACUACCUCGGUAGGCCGUGGAAAGAGUAUUCAAGGACAGUUUUCAUGCACUGUACAAUAGGGGAUCUUAUUGCCGCAGAUGGAUGGAUGCCUUGGAGUGGUGAUUUUGCACUCAAGACUCUCUAUUUUGGUGAACUUGAGAAUACUGGGCCUGGAUCUGAUACGUCCAAGAGAGUGAGCUGGAGCAGCCAGAUCCCACCUCAGCAUGCUUCCUCGUACUCGGUCCAAAAUUUCAUCCAAGGGGAUCAGUGGAUUCCUAGAAGUUCUUGAUUACCUCUGCCUAGUGCAGAUACGAUGAUGCUCGACUUACAUAAUCGAGUAUGUGUUUUACAGAAAUUUUUUAAGUGUUUUUUUAAAAUAAAACAUGGAUUAAAUUCUUGGGAUCA
Sesamum indicum (sesame) is the source of this 1758-nucleotide messenger RNA. RefSeq names its product putative pectinesterase/pectinesterase inhibitor 51. Gene Ontology annotation, molecular function: enzyme inhibitor activity; pectinesterase activity. NCBI's taxonomy places the organism in Eukaryota, Viridiplantae, Streptophyta, Magnoliopsida, Lamiales, Pedaliaceae. Gene Ontology annotation, biological process: cell wall modification. The record is from RefSeq and is a predicted model, not a curated record.